GUCUAAUGUGUUAAUUCUUAUCCAAUAUUUCUGAUAUAAACAAACCACGCCGAAUACCUAAGUAUCGAUUAAAUUACCCAAGAUAGAACCACAUCAAUUUAGAAUCUUCUAAAUACUCUAUCUACUCAUAUCAUUACCCACCUAAAUAUCUGGGUUGAUACUGAGCGCAUCGACCUGCAACAUCCCAGUGGCCACCGACGUUCUGGGUUAUGAUACGGGAGCUUGCAGCACGGGUACCAAGUGUUUACCGUCCGAAAUCGAUAUCGUCUCUCCAAACGGGGGCAAGACAUUGGAAAGAUAUAUUGUCUUAGUAACAACUACGGCAUAGUCAUCUUCACUCAAGUAAUUCUGAAAAGCAUGGGAGAGAUGAUCCAUCUUAAAUUACAGCCAGUGGAAGGGAAUUCUACAACCCCAACUCCUUUCACAACACCAACGUCUUCAUCAAUUAAGUCUACAACUAAGAAGCAAAGGCCGAGAUCGAUAAGAUCAAUUUGGAGCAGACUGGUGUUCCCUUAUACCUUGGGAGAUUGGAAGGUCAUUAUGGAUGAAGUCAAGAAGCUGUAUUCGACAAGACAAUACGAACAGUGUGCUGCGCAAUGUACAAAGGUUCUCAAUAGCAUUACAGACCCAUAUCGUGUUCAUCCUCUUCACUCACUCUUCUUAUCCUUUUAUUGUGCCACCUGUUUGGAAAUAACAGCAUCGAACCUUACCAACAACUCUCCCGAAAAGCUUCUACUUCUCCGAGAUUCUUUGUCAUACUUCCGGAAAGCAGAGGAAUAUAUCACAUACGCAGACAUUCCUAUUCAAAACAAUGACUUGUCGCGAAGCAAUCGGUCAUCUUCGAUAUCAUCCACAUCUAGUGCUCGUUCUUCCGUGGACUCUGUAUUUUCUUCAACAUCAUUCCCUUCUACCAUCGAUAGACUCUCACCUGCUUUCUCGUCCUACUCUUUUGAGAGUUGUGACGAUAACAAGACCCCCAGACACAGCCGUACAUUCUCCGGAUCAUCGAUGGCAUCGAUACAAUCUACACAAUCAACAGACACUACCACAACUCCACAUAAGCCAGCACCACUUCGCAUAAAAAAGAAAGUUUCUUUCUCUCCAGCAUUGCCCACACUUAUAUCUGAACAAAGCCCUGACAACGAUUCAAGCUUGAUCGAAACCAUUUCACGCGCCAUUCCAUCUCCAUUCACUCCUUCUCGACCUAUCAUCUCCUCCAAGUACCAAUCACCAUCCCCGGACUACCCCUCUCACAACACGCUUAUCACAAGCUAUAAUCUCAACCUCUCAUCACUAACAACACAAAUUACCUACCACAUCACACAUAUCAACAAUCUCAUCGAUAACAUGCAAAACGUACGCAAAUCUCGACGCAGUAAUCAACCCUCAUUUGCCCCUUCAUUAUUCAAUUCUCCAGAUGGUCUCAGUAAUGAGGAUAGAGCAGAAAUGGAACGACAGGACAUCCGAGCAAGAAUUGAGAAAUUGAGGAGUGGAGGUUGGGGAAAAAAAAGGUGGGAUGGAAGUAGAUAUGCGGCUUUGAGGCAGGAAGUCGAUAAUGAAAUGAAUGGUUGGAUAUGA
Molecule: messenger RNA, 1578 nt
Organism: Botrytis porri
Lineage: Eukaryota; Fungi; Ascomycota; Leotiomycetes; Helotiales; Sclerotiniaceae
Exons: 2
Coding region: 358-1578 (406 amino acids)
Source: RefSeq, a predicted model, not a curated record